GUCAGCUGAGUCCAGAGGGGGCAGCAGCGCGACACUGAGGCUGCUGCCGCCGAGAAGAAGAAGAAGAAGAAGAAGACGAACCGUCGGGCGGGCUCAGUUGUUGUUAUUGUUGUUCUCGUUCCACAGAGGUUUAGAAAGACUUCAGAAACGAUGCAUCAGUUGGAUCCAUCUCUGUCCUCAGUGACUCCAGCUGCCAGCCUGUUGGCCAGAUGUGUCUCCAGAGGUGCCAUGUCUCAGGAGGAAGUAGACGCCGCCUCCUCCAGGCUGAGCCCCGCCUUCUCUUCUCACCUGCACGAGGCUGAACAGCGAACCAGAACGCGCAGACAGUUGCACGAGCUGCAGCUGCAGCUGGAGCUGCUGAGGCAGGAGAAGGAGAGCGCCGACGUCGCGCACGGAUUCUACCUCGCUCGGCGUUUCCAGAUGAUGCAGAUGUUCUGCGGCCACCUGCAGGACCUGCUGAAGGAGCAGACCAGCCUGAGGCAGAGGCUGAUGAGACCGCUGGGCCGCGCCAACCUGCCCGUCCAGGCUGACCUGCACAGGUUUGUGCUGGACGCUGUGAAGAUGCUGCUGGACUUCAUAGAGACUCUGGAGGAGAAGCUGAGCUCGGUCCGCAGCCGUCCCGCCGCCGGAGACCGCCUCGCUCAGCUGGACACCUCUCUCGCCCAGUUACUGGCUCAGGUGGCGGAGGUGGAGAGUUUGUCCAAUCAGCUUCUCCAGUGGAAGGAAGUCAGCGGCAGCAGGCUGAGUGACAGCUCUGCAGGAUGACCCCUCCCCCCUCCUGACGGACAGGACGCUGCGUGUUUACUGCAGUUGUUGUUAUUAUUAUUAUGUGACAUGAUGUUUGUUUUGUAAUAAAAUCAGAUGCUGGUA
Messenger RNA from Micropterus salmoides (largemouth bass), 870 nucleotides. It is a transcript of the gene haus2, whose product is annotated as HAUS augmin like complex subunit 2. The record is from RefSeq and is a predicted model, not a curated record. Bases 151 to 765 code for a protein of 204 amino acids. Gene Ontology annotation, cellular component: HAUS complex; centrosome; mitotic spindle microtubule. Gene Ontology annotation, biological process: microtubule nucleation; centrosome cycle; spindle assembly. The transcript has 7 exons. NCBI's taxonomy places the organism in Eukaryota, Metazoa, Chordata, Actinopteri, Centrarchiformes, Centrarchidae.